GCGUUCUUUCUUAUUUGACGUCGUGCUGUAACUUACUGGUACUUAGCAGGCUCGGUAUAAACGCUAGGAGCGUCCAAUAGUUUCGCCAUCUAUAAUCGUCCGUUCGUCCAUAUUAUUUUAUUCAUCUUAAAGCUAUCUACUCCUUUUGCAUAGUCACGUUUUACCGUGGAUCUGUAAAUUUGUGGGUCUUUGAACGUUUGCUGUAAACGAAUAUUAUAAACAAAUUAUAUUGUCAUUAACGAUCACGUUGUUUUAUGUCAAAUAAAUAUUGACACGGUGAAGUUGAAGAAAUAUGUUUAACCAAAGUGGUGGUUUGCGAACCGGCACAACAAACACGUCUAAUCCAAUGCAGGACUUUGAGGUUACCUCUCCUCCCGACGACUCUAUUUCCAGUCUUGCAUUUAGUCCUGCCUCUAUUCCUCAAAAUUUUUUAGUAGCUGGCUCUUGGGACUGCAAUGUCCGUUGCUGGGAAGUCGAGCAAUCUGGUAAAACAGUUCCUAAAUCAAUGCAGUCCAUGGCUGAGCCAGUUCUUGAUGUUUGUUGGAGCGACGAUGGCACAAAAGUAUUCAUGGCGUCUUGCGACAAAACAGCAAAAUGUUGGGAUCUCGCAUCAAAUCAAAGUAUACAAGUCGCAGCUCACGAUGCACCCAUCAAAAAUUGUCAUUGGAUUAAAGCUAGUACAUACUCGUGCCUUAUGACAGGUUCUUGGGAUAAAACAUUAAGAUUUUGGGAUUUGAGAAGUCCAAAGCCAGCCAUGACUCUUAACUUAAUAGAAAGAUGUUAUUGCGCGGAUGUUGAUUAUCCAAUGGCAGUUGUAGGAACUGCAGGACGUGGACUUAUCGUUUAUCAAUUGGAGGGCAGCCCUAGGGAAUUCAAAACAGUAGAAUUAAAUUUGAAAUAUCAAUAUAGAUGUGUUGCAAUUUUCAGGGACAAGAAAAAAGUGCCCACUGGUUUUGCAAUAGGUAGUACGGAAGGUCGUGUUGCUAUACAUCACUUGAAUUUAAGUUCAAAAGAGAAUUUCACUUUUAAAUGUCAUAGAGUAAAUGGAACACCCAAUGGAUAUCAAGAGAUUUAUGCGGUUAAUGAUAUUGCAUUUCAUCCGGUUCAUGGAACUGUUGCUACUGUUGGAUCAGAUGGUACUUUUGGAUUUUGGGAUAAAGAUUCACGAACUAAAUUGAAAGCUUCUGACCCUAUGGAGCAACCUAUCGCUAAAUGUUGCUUUAAUCACAAUGGACAAAUAUUUGCUUAUGCAGUAUCGUAUGAUUGGUCAAAGGGUCACGAGUAUUAUAAUCCGGCGAAGAAAAAUUCCAUAUUCCUUAGACCGUGUUUUGAAGAAUUAAAACCUAAAGCUACACCAUAAGACAGCAGGAGUAUUUUCUAAUCUAGCUAAGAUUUUUUUUUAAAUUCUGAUGUGUUUCAAGAUACAGGUUUUUUAAUAAUUACAUUUAUAAUAAUAAUAAUAUACUGUUUACAUUAAUAAAUUACAUACCUUUUCUAUCUUUCA
This is a messenger RNA of Nomia melanderi (Alkali bee), 1504 nucleotides long. It is a transcript of the gene Rae1, whose product is annotated as ribonucleic acid export 1. Lineage: Eukaryota; Metazoa; Arthropoda; Insecta; Hymenoptera; Halictidae. The record is from RefSeq and is a predicted model, not a curated record. Gene Ontology annotation, molecular function: protein binding.